Onychostoma macrolepis is the source of this 4124-nucleotide messenger RNA. RefSeq names its product NACHT, LRR and PYD domains-containing protein 3-like. The transcript is spliced from 12 exons. The record is from RefSeq and is a predicted model, not a curated record. Gene Ontology annotation, molecular function: protein binding. Bases 193 to 3486 code for a protein of 1097 amino acids. NCBI's taxonomy places the organism in Eukaryota, Metazoa, Chordata, Actinopteri, Cypriniformes, Cyprinidae.
AAAGCAUCAAAGAGACCGGCGGAACUGUUGUGAGUGUGGUGUGCAGAGCGCUGAUGUCACCCGCUUUCAGUUUGAUUUCUAAGAGUGGCGCAUGAAUUUUCAGGAGGAAGAGGAAAAGCAGCAGCACAGAUCCUCUUCUGAUUCGGGAUCUACACACUCUCCUGUCAAGCAGCAGAGAGUCGGUGAAGGACGAUGGCAUCUGUUGAGCAGCAUUAUGACACACAGGAAGAAGAAAAACUGAAACAAGCUCAGAUGAGCAGCACUGCAGUCAGUGUUAAUAUGAAUGCUGAGAUGGGAGGAACUGUAAAUGCUCCUGUACUCGCUGGAAACACCAUCACAGGCCCAGUGACCUUCAACUACAGCACUGCAGGACACGAGCCACGAAAAAUCUCAGAGACGGCAGAGAAACACACCGAGAAGCAAGCAGAUUUGAUUCUGAAAAAAUUCUUGGAAACUCACAAAUCCAACAUGAAGAAGAAAGCAGAACGUAUUUUUGAGGGCAAAGAAGAAAAUGAAGCACAUCUCCAGGCUGUUUACACAGAGCUCUUCAUCACAGAGGGAUACAUGAAAUAUGUCCCUCAGGAACAUGAGAUUCUGAAGAUUGAUGAUGCUUUCAAUAAGAACAAACAAACACAGGAAAAACCAAUCAAAUGCAAUGAUGUAUUUACAUUAUUAAGGGAAAAAAAUGAGAAAAAGAUUGUGCUGACCAAGGGAGUCGCUGGCAUUGGAAAAACUGUCUCUGUGCACAAGUUCAUCCUGGACUGGGCAGAAGGAGAAGCCAAUCAGGAUAUACACUGUGUGUUCUUGCUUCCAUUCAGAGAUAUUAACUGCAUUAAAGACAGAGAGUUCAAUCUCCAUGAGUUUCUGCGGAAAUUUUAUCCUCAAUUGAAGAACAUUGAAAAAUCAAACUUAUAUGAGGAAUGUAAACUUGCCUUUGUAUUUGAUGGACUUGAUGAGAGUCGCCUGCCUUUGAAUUUUAAAAGCGAAACAUUGAACGAUGUUGAGGAAAGAUCAUCUGUAGAUGUGCUGUUUACAAGUCUGGUCAAAGGUCAGCUGCUUCCAUCAGCUCUGGUGUGGGUGACUUCACGACCAGCAGCAGCCAAUCAGAUCCCUCCUCGGUAUGUAGGGUUGUUUACAGAGGUGCGAGGAUUCACUGACCAACAGAAGGAGGAGUACUUCAGAAAGAGAAUCACAGAUGAGACUGUGGCCUCCAGAAUCAUCAAACACAUUAAGACAUCUCGUAGUCUCUACAUCAUGUGCCACAUCCCUGUGUUCUGCUGGAUCACAGCCACAGUACUUAAGAAUAUUCUCAUCAAGAACAGUGAAGAGAAGAUCAGCACAACACUCACUGAAAUGUACAUCCACUUCCUGCUGAUACAGAUGAACAUGAAGAACCAGAAGUAUGAUGGAAAAGCAGAAAGACAACGUACAAAGCUCUUACGUUCAAAUAGAGAAAUGAUUUUGAAGUUAGCCAAGCUAGCGUUUGAACAGCUGAAGGGGGAAAACAUUGUGUUCUAUGAAGAAGACCUGGAAGCAUGUGGUAUUGAUGUUUGUGAAGACACUGAGUUCACAGGAAUGAUCGCUGAGAUCUUUAAGAUGGAAGAUGGACUUCAUGAGACGAAGGUCUUCUCCUUUGUGCAUCUGAGUGUUCAAGAGUUCCUCGCUGCAGUGCAUGUGUUCCUCUGUUACCUGAACAAGAACAUGCAGGAGCUUCGUUUUUUCUUUGAUAAGACAGAAGAAAAUGUUACAUUGCAGAAUCUACUGCAGAAUGCUGUUGAUAAAGCCAUGAAGAGUAAGAGAGGACAUCUGGACCUGUUUUUGCGGUUUCUGAUGGGCAUUACACUGGAAUCCAGUCAAAACCUGCUCCAAGGUCUGAUCACACACACUGAAGACACCACAGAGAGCAUCAGACAAACAACUCAAUACAUUAAACAAGAACAAAACAAGAAUAUAUCAGAUGAAGCCUCAGUGAACCUAUUCUACUGCUUACUUGAGCUCAAGGAUCAUUCAUUAUAUGAGGAAAUCCAGAGAUACCUCAGUUCAGAUGAACAUCCAGGAAGAAAACUCUCAUCUUCCAUGUGCACUGUGAUGACCACAGUACUGCUGAUGUCAGUGAAGGUUCUGGAUGAGUUCAACCCAAAGAGGUUCACUUCAAAACAAGCAGGCUUUACAAGACUUGUUCCAGCUGUGAGAUGCUGCAGAAAAGCCCUAUUUGACAGCUGUGGUCUUGAUGAAACAUGCUGUGAAACUGUAUCUUCAGCUCUCCAAUCAUCAAACUCUCAUCUGACAGAGCUGGACCUGGGUAGCAAUCAACUGCGGGAUUCAGGAGUGAAGCUGCUUUAUGAUGGACUGAAGAGUUCACACUGUCAGCUGAGCAUACUGAGGCUAUAUGGCUGUAAUCUCACUGUUCAGUCCUGUGAGAGUUUGUCAUCAGCUCUACAAUCCUCAAACUCCCGACUGAGAGAGCUGGACCUCAGUAACAAUGACCUGCAGGAUUCAGGAGUGAAGCUGCUUUCUGAUGGACUGAAGAGUCCAAACUGUAAGCUGGAGAUCCUGAGGUUUCCUAUAUGUAAUCUCACUGCUAAGUCUUGUGAGAGUUUGUCAUCAGCUCUACAAUCCUCAAACUCCAGUCUGAGAGAGCUGGACCUGAGUAACAAUGACCUUCGUGAUUCUGGAGUGAAGCUGCUUUCUGAUGGACUGAAGAAAAACUGUAAGCUGGAGAUACUGAGGUUGUCUGGCUGUAUGGUGACAGAGGAAGGCUGUGAUUAUUUGUCUUCAGCUCUGAGUUCAAACCCCUCACACCUGAAAGAGCUGGAUCUGAGCUACAAUCACCCAGGAGAUUCAGGAGUGAAGCUGCUCUCUGAAAAACUCAACCAGGAUCAUAAUAAUAUGACUCUGUGUGUGAUUUAUAGUGUGGAUCGUGGAGGAGAAUCCAGAAUUACAGCAGGACUACACAAAUAUUACCAUCAGCUCACUCUGGAUCUGAACACAGCACAUAAACACCUCUGUCUGUCUGAGAGCAACAGAGUGAUUACUAACACUCUCACAGUUCAGUCGUAUCCUGAUCAUCCAGACAGAUUUGAUGUAUUGAAUCCUCAGGUGUUGUGUAGAGAGAGUGUGUGUGGACGCUGUUACUGGGAGAUUAAGUGGAGUGGAGAUUAUGGUGUGUUAAUAUCAGUGUCACAUAAGAGCAUCAGCAGGAAGGGACUGGGUGAUGAGUGUGUGUUUGGAUAUAAUGAUCACUCCUGGAGUUUGAACUGCACUCGCUCCAAAUACUCGUUCAUACACAAUAAGAUACAGACUGAUCUCCCUGUGAAGUCCAUCAGCAGGAGAAUAGGAGUGUUUGUGGAUCACAGAGCAGGAACUCUGUCCUUCUACAACGUCUCUGACACAAUGAGCCUCAUCUACACAGUCCAGACCACAUUCACUCAGCCGCUCUAUCCUGGGUUUAGGCUUGGUUCUAGAUCAUCGGUGAAACUGUAUUGAUGAUUCAGAAUAGACUGUAGAGAGAUUAUACCCAUAAUGCUUUGAGCUGCAUGAUCAAUCAGUAACAGAUGUUAUAGAGUCUCUUCAUCACAUUAAUAUUAGCAUCAAUCAGAAUAAAUGUGUGUCAGAAAUCCUCAUAGAGUCAGUCAGAUCAGUCAUUCAUUCAGAAAAUAUUCAUAUGUUAUCAUUCAUCUCAUUUUUCUGGAUUGUUUUUGUGCACAAAUAAUAAAACAAUGACAACUCAUCUUGAGAUCAGAUUGUAAUUGAUGAAUAUAAUCGAAUAGAAGACUGAGAGUACCAUAUGCCAGACUGAACAGAUUACGUAAAUCUUUUGUUCAUCAGUCAGUAAAAUUAAUUAAUCAGAAUAGGGGGUCUAAGUAGGCAGCAAGAUUCUGAGGAAUGGAAGGUACUUAAGGUUUUUGCACUGCAGAUGGAUAUGCACCAAUGUGUACUUUUGUGUGUGUGUGUAUUGUAUUGUGUAAUGUGUACUGCUGUGAAUUCAUGUUAGACAGUAAACGCUAUGGGAUGCGAGACAAUUUUUGGAAGAAAUUCCAACAAUAAAGUGAAAAUUGAAUUGAAUUGAAUAUGUAAUAUGUAAUCACUAUUUCUGGUUUCUCAAUGUAAAGAUCAGUCUGUAC